AUGAGCUGGAGCUUCCUCACGCGGCUGCUGGAGGAGAUCCACAACCACUCCACCUUCGUGGGGAAGCUGUGGCUCACCGUGCUCAUCGUCUUCCGUAUCGUUCUCACUGCCGUAGGGGGAGAGUCCAUCUAUUAUGAUGAGCAGAGCAAGUUUGUGUGCAACUCGGGUCAGCCGGGCUGCGAGAAUGUCUGCUACGACGCCUUUGCACCUUUAUCUCAUGUCCGUUUCUGGGUUUUCCAGAUCAUCUUGGUGGCCAUGCCCUCUCUCAUGUAUAUGGGCUACGCCAUUAACAAGAUUGCUCGAUUGGAAGAAGCCAAAGGAGGAGGUAGCACCACAACAACAGUCAGAACAGGAGGGGGUUACACACACAGAAAGCCUCGGAAGAUCUGCUUUGGAGCUCGGCAGCAUCGGGGCAUUGAGGAGACCGAGGAGGACCAGGAAGAUGAUCCCAUGAUUUAUGAGGUACCAGAGAUCGAGCCCCCAAAAAGGCCACGAGAUCCACUACAACCCACACCUAGACCCAAGGUCCGCCAUGAUGGACGCAAACGUAUCCGGGAUGAGGGGCUGAUGCGCAUUUAUGUUUUACAGCUUGUGACUCGUACAGUCCUAGAGGCAGGCUUCCUUGCGGGCCAGUACUUGUUGUAUGGAUUUCGUGUGGCUCCUGUAUUUGUGUGCUCGGGGAAGCCUUGCCCCCACAGUGUUGAUUGCUUUGUGUCGCGGCCUACAGAGAAGACCAUCUUUCUGCGUAUCAUGUAUGGUGUCACUGUCCUCUGCCUCACACUCAACGUUUGGGAGAUGCUCCACUUAGGCAUUGGGUCCAUCUGUGAUAUCCUGCGCCGUAGGCGCUGCCCGCCCCAAGAGGAUGAGUACCAGUUGGGCUUGCUUGGCAGCAAUGGGGGCGUGGAAGGAUCCGUAGGGGUGCCAGGGCCUGAGGCAGGUUCUGGGGGUGGGGUGGUUGGAGAUGGGGGUGCUGAUUAUGUUGGCUACCCUUUCUCCUGGAACACCCCAUCAGCUCCACCGGGCUACAACAUUGUGGUGAAGCCAGAGCAGAUCCCCUACACAGACCUUAGCAACGCCAAGAUGGCAUGCAAGCAGAACCGGGCAAACAUCGCCCAGGAGGAGCAGCAGCAGUUUGGCAGCAACGAGGAUAAUUUCCCCACUGGAGGGGAGGCCCGAGUGGCCCUGAACAAAGACAUGAUCCAACAAGCUCAUGAGCAACUGGAGGCAGCCAUCCAGGCCUACAGUCAGCAGCACCGGGUGGAGGAGCAGCUUGGGGACAGCCAGGAUGACAAGCCCCAGAGUAACAUCAUCCAGGCCCAGCCUCAGCCACAGCCUCAGCCACAAAAGGAGCGAAAACACAGAUUCAAGCAUGGGAAAGGAGGCAGCAGCGGAGGAGGCAGCAGCAGCAACAGCAGCAGCAGCAAAUCAGGAGAGGGGAAGCCCUCUGUAUGGAUUUAACCCUCCUCUACACCCAAACUGAUACAUACUGAUACAUUCAAACCAUGUAAAUAUUAGGGAAGGGGAUAAAGAGCUGUUCUAGUCUCUCUUGGAUAUUUAAACACCAUAGUGCCUUUAAGUAUCCUGCAAGCUGGAGAAGAUGUGUGUUUGUGUACUAAGGUGUGUUAAGAACCUAUGUGGUGUUGCAGCUGACAGUUUGUUUUGUCUGGGCUAUCACUGUCUAACUUGAAACAUCACACCAACACAAACGAUACUUGGCAACAGUCUGUCGUUUACAUGUCUUGUCUUCCUCAAGUCCUGAAGCAGACUCUUGACCUCUGUUGUCUUCCUGUUCAUCCAUUCUUAGGGAUUUUGAGCCGAGGAAAAUUACUGAAUGAUAAUGAGUUCCGUUGCAGUCCAGAUUGAUCCCAGAUUUGGCUUAGCUAAUUUUCUGGCUGGUCCUCUGCAAAGACACUGACUUCAUAACACAUUGGCAUCAUAAUUCUUGGACAUUAAAAUGCAAUGGCGUCGUAAUGAAGUAUCGCCAUAAUGCAAAGGCAAUAGAAUGCAAUGUCUUCACUAUCCCCCAACAGGCUAAAGCAAUGACUCCAUGCUGUAAUGACUUCAUAAUGCAACGUCAUAUUAAUGCAAAGGCAAUAAAAUGCAACAACAUCAUAAUGCAAUGGCAGCGCCUAAAGCAAUGACUUCAUAACGACAACCUUUGUCACCCUGCCGAAGGCUCCUAUCAGCUGUGUCCUGUCAGUCGCCGUGUUGUGUGUCAGCUCUUUCUCCAAGGUCGGUGAUGUUUUGUUGCUGUGACUUUGCGUUGGAUUGUGAGUUUGUGAAUGUUUAGUGUGUUUUAUGAUUAUAUAGUGCUAUACCAGCUGCCACUCAGGAUCUGGUGAGUACAGCAAGUGGUUUCUUACCCCAGUCUAUAUAAUUCAAAUAAUGGGAUUUCCAG
Molecule: messenger RNA, 2398 nt
Organism: Myripristis murdjan (pinecone soldierfish)
Lineage: Eukaryota; Metazoa; Chordata; Actinopteri; Holocentriformes; Holocentridae
Gene: gjc1
Product: gap junction protein gamma 1
Exons: 1
Coding region: 1-1458 (485 amino acids)
Biological process (GO): cell-cell signaling
Cellular component (GO): connexin complex
Molecular function (GO): gap junction channel activity
Source: RefSeq, a predicted model, not a curated record